CAGGGUGCCGGGCUCAGCCUGAGGCCUGAGACCCGGGCCGACCCACGGGAGCCGGGAGGGGUCGGACACGAGGAGCAGAGCGCGGGGAGAACCUCUGCGCUCCCAGCCCACCGCCGAGGUCGCGGCACCCCUAUCACGUACCUAGCCUCUCAGGCCCCGGCCUGUCCUCGGCACCGCCACAUCACGCCUAAUAUGGCCGCUCGUGCUGGGACCGGCCCGGUGCACAGAGAGCCGGACCGAGGUCCGAGGCCAGGUAUCAUGGCCCACGCCUUGAUUGAGGUGGAGCGAAAGUUCAUUCCUGGGCCUGGCACAGAGAAACGGCUGCAGGAGUUGGGGGGCACCUUAGAGCACCAGGUCACCUUCUGGGACAGAUACUAUGACACGCCUGAGCUGAGCCUCAUGCGGGCUGACUACUGGCUGCGGCAUCGAGAGGGUAGUGGAUGGGAGCUCAAAUGUCCUGGAACAACAGGUGUCUCAGGACCCCACCAGGAGUAUGUGGAACUCACAGUUGAGCCUGCAGUUGUGGCCCAGCUCUGUGAGGUGCUGGGGACUGAGGUCCUGGGGGCAGGAGGUGUGGCAGCUGUGCUGGGCCCACUGGGGCUGCAGGAAGUAGCUAGUUUUGUGACUAAGCGUAGUGCCUGGAAGGUGGUGCUCUCUGGAACUGAUGAAGAGGAGCCUCUGCUCAGGGUGGACCUGGAUACAGCGGACUUUGGCUACACCGUGGGUGAGGUAGAGGCCCUGGUGCACGAGGAGGCUGAAGUCCCAGUUGCCCUGGAGAAGAUCCACAGUCUCAGCAGCAUGCUUGGUGUGCCUGUACAGGAGACAGCACCUGCCAAGCUGAUGGUAUACCUACAGCGUUUCCAGCCUCAGGACUAUCAGCGCCUGCUACAAGUACACAGACUCAGAGAGAAGCCACAGGGGACUAAAGAUCCUGAAGGCAACUUGGGCUAGGGUGUCAGUUCCUCAACAGGGAAGAGUCUGAGUCUAACAGGGUUCCCUCCUGGGCUCACUAUGCCUCUUCCCCUGGCCUCCUUCUCACACUGACUCCCCGCUCUCCAGCCCUUCCUGUUCUUUCACCUUACCCUCAGCUAUCCUUUCUUGAGCCCUCCCUGGCUGCCUCCUUUCCCUCAUCCGUCAGAUGCAAUCUGUGGGCCGCCCCUCUCCCCUGGCCGCUAAGCAGCCUCCAUUGAUUUCCGCUCGUGUUUAUAGGAUUUCCACUUAGCUGUGAUCAGUAGUUAAGCACAGGAAAAUCCCUUGCCACCCCCCUCCCUUGGUCGAUGCCAUUGAUUCUGCCAGCGGCUCCUAAACCGCCUUACAGCUGAGUUAGAGAUGAGGGGAGGGAUUUCCCUGCCUUGGGGUGUGGGAAAUAGCAGCAGGUUGGGGAAGUGGGUGAGAAUCUGUCAGAAAUCUAGAAGUUCUGGUUUUACUUUUCGCUCCUGCGCCCUACUCUGGCCCAGAUGGUAGAGUGUCUCCUAUGGAGGUUUAGGGGCAAAUUUGCU
Prionailurus viverrinus (fishing cat) is the source of this 1499-nucleotide messenger RNA. It is a transcript of the gene THTPA, whose product is annotated as thiamine triphosphatase. Gene Ontology annotation, molecular function: magnesium ion binding; thiamine triphosphate phosphatase activity. The record is from RefSeq and is a predicted model, not a curated record. The coding region runs from base 193 to 951 and encodes 252 amino acids. NCBI's taxonomy places the organism in Eukaryota, Metazoa, Chordata, Mammalia, Carnivora, Felidae. Gene Ontology annotation, biological process: thiamine metabolic process; thiamine diphosphate metabolic process; dephosphorylation. The transcript has 3 exons.